Messenger RNA from Polyodon spathula (Mississippi paddlefish), 1001 nucleotides. Its product is annotated as cornifelin homolog. Gene Ontology annotation, cellular component: cornified envelope. The record is from RefSeq and is a predicted model, not a curated record. NCBI's taxonomy places the organism in Eukaryota, Metazoa, Chordata, Actinopteri, Acipenseriformes, Polyodontidae. The transcript is spliced from 4 exons. The coding region runs from base 104 to 451 and encodes 115 amino acids.
GCCCUGCCAACGUCACAGACUAUAUAAAAACUAAAAACUGCGCCCACCCCUCACAACCACAGAGCACCUCUAUCACGCCCAGAAAGAAUCGCAGGUCAUCGCAAUGUCCUUUCAGCCAGAAGUGAUCACCUCCCAGCAGCAGGUGUCAAUCACCAACUACACUGUGACAAAUAACCAAGGAUCCUGGAGCACCAAUGUGUGUGACUGCUGUGACGACAUGGGCAUCUGUCUGUGUGGUGGGUUCGUUCCCUGUAUCCUGGCCUGUCGAGUUGCAGAGGAUUACGGGGAAUGUUGCCUCCUGCCCUACCUCCCCGGCACCCUGCUCGCGAUGAGAACAGGGAUGAGAGAAAAAUACAACAUCCAGGGCUCUAUCUGUGAUGACUGGGUGGUGAUGUUUUGUCUGCCUCAGUGCGGGCUCUGUCAGAUGGCGAGAGAGCAAAAGAGACACUGAGACCCAAGUCCUUCCAGGACUGGACUGGACUGGACUGGACCGGACCGGACCAGAACCUUGUCCUUCAAUCAUUUUAUUUUCUAAAAGUUGUAUUCAGAUGUUUGUGCUUUUGAAUUGUCAUUAUUUAUUCUGUUAAAAGGUGAGGGAUAACAUAGUUGUAUAACCUGCAUUUAUUUUUUUAUUUAGAAACAAGCCCACAUAGUCACUCGUUUUAAUAUUGCCCACCUUUCGAACAAUGUAAGAGUGCAAUGAAGACGAUAAUCAUUGCAGUAUCUAGUGCAAUGGUUAUAAGGCAUCAAGGUUGUGAUGUCAUCAGUCCUUCAAUGCAAUGCCACCAGCACUUUCAUCCUUGCUAUGAGGUAGAACGCAAAGAACACUGUCUAUGGACAAUGGGCACGACUACGGCUGUGUGUGUGUACGUGUUUUGCCCGGAUAUGAAGCCAGCUCACAUGAUUGUUUUGCUCAGAGCUUUUGAAGUGAUGUUGAUAAAGACUUGAUUGUCUUGUAGUUGUGCAUCUCAUCCACUGCAAUGAACUACGGUCUCUUUGUA